Trichoplusia ni (cabbage looper) is the source of this 3533-nucleotide messenger RNA. Its product is annotated as myosin light chain kinase, smooth muscle-like. The record is from RefSeq and is a predicted model, not a curated record. The transcript has 8 exons. Gene Ontology annotation, cellular component: nucleus. NCBI's taxonomy places the organism in Eukaryota, Metazoa, Arthropoda, Insecta, Lepidoptera, Noctuidae. The coding region runs from base 666 to 2702 and encodes 678 amino acids. Gene Ontology annotation, biological process: protein phosphorylation; intracellular signal transduction; positive regulation of apoptotic process. Gene Ontology annotation, molecular function: protein serine/threonine kinase activity; ATP binding.
GGAUGAAAAUCAAAGCAAAACUCUAUGCUAAUUAAACGUAAUAAUAUUAAUGGAGUAUCACAUAGCAGACAAUUGGCUGCAUCGUCUCACAAUGGCGUUCCAAACGCCGCAUUCCUAUUUUGCUGCCAAUUGAUUCGUCACUCGAUCUUAUACGAGCAUCUUCAAUCAAAUCAUCGCACUUAUCUGACUUCCUUGUAUCAAAUAACCCGUGUAUGCAAUAUAAAUUUAUAUUCUGUGGUUCAGUGUUCGGCAUUGACAGUUUCAUCUUUUAUUACGUGUUGUGAUAUUCGUUGUGUUGAAAUGACGCUAAAGCUAAAUUUUUCAGUAGCUGAGAUCAAAUAUUAAAAAAAUGAAAAAAAAAGGUUUUUAUCGAUGACGUGUUAAAAUGCUCUAAAUUUGAUCUAUAACAAAAAAAAGUUAAAUAAUAAUUAAAUAUUUGUAAAAAAGAAAUAGAACGUUUGUGUAGUGUUGAAUUUAAAAAUAAAGUGCUCCAAUUUUGAAUAUUCAUCGAAGCCAAUUUGGUGUUCCACCUGUGCGUUCUCAAUUACUUUCCGGGUUAUUUGCAUGGAAUUUACGGCAAGUGGUGAUGAGAUCUCAUUUCGUUCUAUUACUUUGAUUCCGAAUGUUUACAACUUUUAGUGAAACAGAGAACAGAUUUAUUAGAAAUGAGUCCAUUGGCAAGGAUUAAGAAAUUCAACAAACAGAUAUCCGCCGAGAUGAUCCAUGUCGACGAGACCGAUCCGGUCGGAGAGAUCGAGCCCCCAUUUCCCUGUCGCGAUGUCAACAUCAAACGGAGCACUGAUGUCAACGAGUUUUAUGAAAUGCUCUCCGAAAUCGGCAGAGGCAAAUUCGGAACGGUAUACCUCUGCCGAGAGAGAAGCACCGGCUUGGAGCUGGCUGCGAAGCUGGUGUCAGUGAGCAGACGAGAUGAGAGGAGGAAUGUGGAACGCGAAGUCGAGGUUAUGAGGCGGCUGCGUCACCCGCGCCUCAUACAGCUGUACGAUGCGUACGAGUGGGGGAAGUACAUGUGCGUCGUGCUAGAGCUCAUAACUGGCGGAGAAUUGUUCGAGCGCGUCAUUGAUGAGGACUUCGUGCUGACUGAGCGCGCAUGCACGGUGUUCAUGCGGCAGAUAUGCGAGGGAAUCGAGUUCGUGCACCGGCAGAAUAUCCUGCAUCUUGAUAUGAAGCCAGAAAACAUUCUAUGCCUAACGAAGGCAGGCAACCGCAUCAAGAUCAUAGACUUCGGCCUGGCCAGGUUCUAUGACCCUGAGAAGAAACUUCAAGUGUUAUUCGGUACCCCUGAGUUCGUGGCACCAGAGGUCGUCAACUUCGAUCAGAUCGGCUAUGGCACAGACAUGUGGUCUGUGGGAGUCAUAUGCUAUGUACUCCUUUCAGGAUUAUCCCCGUUCAUGGGCGAGACAGACAUAGAGACUAUGGCUAACGUCACAGUUGCUAAAUAUGACUUCGACGAUGAAGCCUUCAAUGAAAUAUCGGAAGACGCAAAAGACUUCAUCCAGAAACUUCUGGUGAAAGACAAAGAGUGUCGGCCGGGCGCCACGGAGUGCCUCCGCCACCGCUGGCUGCAGCGCCGCGCGCCGCCGCUCGCGCCGCAGCCCGCGCCGCUGCCCGAGCCCAAACACGAGCUCGAUGUCGCCAAAGACAACCUCCGCUACUUUGUGGAAAGGUGGAGCGAGCACCCCAACUCACCCUACGUAUUCGACAACCAAGCGCACGAAAUCACCAGCCUCACAAACGGGAAUUGUGAACGAUCCUCCAUCGGAGGAUGCUCACCGUCGCCAAGAAGUUCUCUCAGCAGUUCUCCUGAUGUGGUCUUCGAUGAAGACGACCUGGAGCCACCUCCGCUCAGAGAGCACAGCUUCCUGCCGCCGCCACGAUACAAUCCAGUAGAAAGGAGAGCCUCCGACAGCACUUGCUUCUUGCACAAGAAACAAGACGUCCUCGUUAGAAAAAACUUAGCUGAAGAAAUAAAGAAACUGUCCGACCACCUCUACAUGCUUUCCACUAUGAACACUGAUCUCGCAAAUAACAAUAGCAUGAAAGAGCUAGACAAAAAUGUUACCGAAACAAAAUCGAGCAAAGAAGAGAAACUACCAAAUGGAUUCAAGAAAGAAUCGAGGCAUACAAAAGUGGUAACCAACGGGGACGCAAGUGGUAAGGAGAAAAGAUUGUUCACAUCAAAGUCUACGACCAAAAUAACAUCAACAUUCUUAACAGAAAGAGAGCCAGAAAAACCCAUGACGAGUAAAAUGCCCUGGGUGAAGUCAAACAGGUCGAAGCGAGUGACGAACAUGAGCCGAGACGUCCCGGACCAGCCCGUCGAUGUCCGGAACAGCUUCUUCCAAGAGUUCGACAGACGAAGGGAUAAGAUAGACAAACUAGUAAAUGGAGGAGAGAAUGGAAGGCAGAUGCCUUACAGGAGAGGCGACGAAAACAAUGCUCAUAGAACUAAGGACCUACUCUUACAUCUUCUAGAGAAAUGGGGCGAAACAGAAGAAGUUGAAGCAGAGAGAACUGCCGGCGGUACCUCAAACGGGGGCCGACAUCAGUCCAUAUCCUUAGAAUGGUCUCCAUCCAACCAGUUGGGCCAAACCUCCAUGUCAAGUCUACACGCAUUCUUCCAAAGGCAGACUUCUGAUGAGAAGACGCAAAGGAAAAAAGUUACGAGUAACGUAGCAAAAUGACUUUGAUUUGUAAGACUCUAGUGCCAUGACACUGUGUUACCAAAGUAUCGGUAUGAGAUUAAUUAUGUUCUACUCACGCUUAGCGCAUACAAACGUAGGUCAAACCUCAUGUUUAUCACAUUGGGCAAAGGAAUUGAACGUACAGGGUCGUCAAUAUAGUUGAAUUUUCAAGAAUGGGUGUUUUAGAAUGAAAUUUGAAUGCAGUUACUUUAUAUUUUAAUUUUCUGUAUUUUAUGAAAUCGUUUUAAUUUAUUUUUAACGUUAUUUAAGUUGUGUAAUUAAAUGCAAAAAUUGCCUCAUGUUGAUAAGGCACUAAAUAAGGUUUCUUUAAAAACUCCUAGAAAUCUUUUUAUCUCGUCUACAUUUUGAAUGCAUAUGCAAAGUAACAUAAAAAAAUGCGUAAGACAAUUUAGAAAAAAAUCUAAGUAGGUAAAACGUCCAUCCAUAAAUAAUUAAGUACAUUUAAUUUUACUUUUAAAAUAAGUGGCAAUGAAAUGGCAGCACUUGUUCAUAGAGAAAUUUAUUAUGAAAUAAGUUUUUAUUAGUUUGUAUGCGUUAGGCCUAGGCAAGCAAAUGACAAUAACGAAAUCUAGUCGUCAAAAUUUUACAAUCACAUUUAGGUAGUAAUAUACAUUGAGAAUGAAUAACAUGAACUAUUGAACGUAUUUUGGUAAUUUUUAUAACAUUUUUUUGUAAAUAAGACAAGUUUUUAAUUAGGGGGUUUUUUUACACGUAAAUUAUGAUUGUUCCUUAUCUGUACUUAUGUAUAACUUUAAUGUAAUUUAUUGUUAUUAUUCGUAUGUUGUUAAAAUAUAAGGCUUUAUUAAAAUA